Messenger RNA from Aspergillus ochraceoroseus IBT 24754, 1471 nucleotides. RefSeq lists its product as uncharacterized. The record is from RefSeq and is a predicted model, not a curated record. Gene Ontology annotation, molecular function: FAD binding. The transcript has a single exon. Lineage: Eukaryota; Fungi; Ascomycota; Eurotiomycetes; Eurotiales; Aspergillaceae. Bases 1 to 1272 code for a protein of 423 amino acids.
AUGUCUUCCCUCAGGGUUCUAAUUGUGGGCGCGUCCAUCGCCGGCCCGACUGCGGCCUACUGGUUCGCCAAAGCCGGAGCACACGUCACGGUCAUCGAGCGUUUUCCGACCCUGCGCACCAACGGACAGAAUGUCGACAUUCGGACCGUUGGCGUUACGGUAAUGCGGAAGAUCGCGGGGAUGGAAGAGGCUGUCCGAGCAAGGACACUGUCGGUGGAUGGGAUCAGUCUGGUCGGUGCUACCGGUCGACCGUACGGGACCGUCAAAGCCACUGGGAAUCCCGAGCAACAGUCGCUGGUAUCCGAGUAUGAGAUCCUCCGGGGCGACUUGGCGCAGAUUCUCUUUGACUUGACGAAAGAAACAGAGAAUAUCCAUUAUGUGUUUGGGGAGCAAGUCGCCUCGAUGCGCCAGAAGGGACCCCGGAGCGGCCCGAUUAGGGUCGACUUUGCCCACGGGUUUCCGGCCGCAGAGUUUGACCUCGUGGUUGCCUGCGACGGUGCGACUUCGCGGACCCGAGCGAUGGGUCUGGCCUGUGGUGUUCGGGACCAUAUCAAGCCGAUGAACUCCUGGGCGGCCUUCUUCUCCACCAAACACGAUCUUGUGGACGGUAGCAGAAUGGCACAGGCGUACAGCGCCAUGGGCGGCCGGUUUGUGGCGAUUGGACCCAGUUUAUCCGGUGGCAAUCAAGUCGUAUUGAUGGGUAUCAAUCCGCGUCACGACGACGACGACUCCAUGCGACUCUUUCGCGAGGCUAUGAAAAGGGGAGACGAGGCCCUGAAGCAAUUUGUGGCCCGGUACUAUGAAGGAGCUGGCUGGAAGUGUGAGGCGGCCGUCAAGAGUAUGAUGGAGGCACAGGACUUCUACGCAAACGAGAGUGUUCAGGUCCAGACCCCAACCCUGUACCAAGGGCAUUUUGUCCUGGUUGGCGAUGCGGGCUACGCACCCGGCCCUACUGGUACUGGCACAAGCCUCGCAAUGGCGGGCGCAUAUGUGUUGGCUGGCGAGAUCAACAAGCACAAGGGGGAUUUGAUGGCAGGACUUCGAGGCUACGAGGAUCAGAUGCGGCCACUGAUCAAGGAGUUACAGAGGAUUCCACCACUUGUCCCGACCAUCUUUGCACCACAGACAGCCUGGGGAAUAUGGCUACGCAACACUAUCUUCGCUUUCGUUUGUUGGACUCGAAUUCUCGAGCUGAGCCAGCGGUUCUUUGCAAGCUCGUUUGCCGACUCUGGCAAGUAUGAGCUGCCGGAUUAUAAAUGGGAUCCUAACUAAGGCACCAUCUGACCUGUAUCCUGCUCUUGGGGCCCUUAGCUUAGGAUAUAUAUUGUUGGAGUGCUGCACUCAGUGAAUGCAACUAGCACCACCAUAAAGCAGCAUCACCAUAAAGAAGAAGAUAGCAACAUGUGACUACUCUGUGUAUUUAAGGCCACUAUUUCCUUCUAGAUCUCCAUGCUUCCUCCAAGCAUCUCUC